GGUGCAACGCCAAAGCCACUGGGGGCUACAUGAUCGUAUUCGAAUCCUAGCUUAACCCCUUUGGAACGCUUUACUGAUCGUAUUUCGAAUCAAAGGCCUCGAUUUUUCUUUCUAUUUGUCUUAAGUUUUUUGAAAAGCAAUUUUUGAUUUUGUCUUGAGACUUUUUUGUUCAGAUCUAAGUAUAAGUGUGGCUUAAAUUUAGGGAUAAUUAAUUUUGUGCCCCUAGUUGUGUCACACUCGUCUCUUUUACCCCUAGUUUCAGAAACUCACCUGUUCUGUCCAAGCCACUUUGGGAUUCUUUCGUUUUUGCCCUUCCGUCACGGUUCCGCUUGGUCAGCGCCGUUUGACCGUAUACGGCGCUCCAUUUUGGACAAUUUUGCCCCCGUGGCCAUUGCCCCCUUAUCGCUUCGUCCUCCUCGAGCUCACUUGGGGAAUCAGACAGAGGUGCUGGUGAAGAACAGAUCCAGAGGCGCGGGAGAGGAUUGAAGGGAGGAGAAGAUGCGGACGACGAGCUUCGGGUCCUCGAGCUCAUCGACAGUGGUUGGUUUGGAAGCAGAGAUCGAUGGGAUUGGGAUUGUGGAGUUUGUCUCCGGGUACCAUCACCCAGACGAAUCGUUUUGCGGCUUGGAAUCGAGGUCCAAGCAUCGAUGCCCUGGUCAUGGGCUAGUUCCUGCUCACCGGGUGGCUUGGGGAGGGGCUAGCACUGGCCAGAGUUUUUUAGGAUGCCCACUUGAUUUACCAGAUGAGUGCAAGUGGGUGGUUUGGGUUGACCCUCCUCCUCCACUAUGUGUGGCACUUGCAUUUGAAGAUCUACAUGCAGAGGUUGAAUGAAGCUGGAUCAAGUCUCACAAAUUGCAGAGGGAAAAUAUGGAGCUGACAAAGAAGAACCGUGCUUUGAAGAAGAAACUGAAGGAGAGAGAUGAGAUGCUCAAUGUUUGGGUAGUGUUGUUUGCUGGAAUUAUUGUAUGCGUUGUACUUGUUGCAUUUUCAAGGCAGUGAGUGAAUCAAGUAUGUUUGUUGUAACGGAUCCCUUGUAGUAAUGUACCAAACUUAAUGUAAUGCAGUUUGUUGUUGGAUGAUGAAA
Aegilops tauschii subsp. strangulata is the source of this 1084-nucleotide messenger RNA. The record is from RefSeq and is a predicted model, not a curated record. NCBI's taxonomy places the organism in Eukaryota, Viridiplantae, Streptophyta, Magnoliopsida, Poales, Poaceae.